Molecule: messenger RNA, 1164 nt
Organism: Rhinocladiella mackenziei CBS 650.93
Lineage: Eukaryota; Fungi; Ascomycota; Eurotiomycetes; Chaetothyriales; Herpotrichiellaceae
Product: isocitrate dehydrogenase [NAD] subunit 1, mitochondrial
Exons: 6
Coding region: 1-1164 (387 amino acids)
Biological process (GO): isocitrate metabolic process; tricarboxylic acid cycle
Cellular component (GO): mitochondrion
Molecular function (GO): isocitrate dehydrogenase (NAD+) activity; magnesium ion binding; NAD binding
Source: RefSeq, a predicted model, not a curated record
AUGUCACUGGCAAGGUCAACCCGCAGCACUCAGACGCUGCUUCGCGCAGCUCAGAGGGCGAGCAGACGCCAACCUCCGCCGCCUUUCCCGGCAAGAUCUUAUGCAACCGUCGAAUCCGAUAUCUUCAAGCCUACCAAAUAUGGUGGAAAAUACACUAUUACUUUGAUCCCAGGUGACGGUGUUGGUGCCGAGGUUGCAGAAGCAGUCAAGACAAUUUUCAAGGCGGACAAUGUCCCCAUUGAGUGGGAACAGGUCGAUGUAUCUGGUGUCGAUACGGGAGAUAAGCACUCUGAAGAGCUUUUUAAGGAGUCAAUAGCUUCUCUAAGGCGAAACAAGCUUGGUCUGAAGGGUAUAUUGCAUACACCUAUCGAGAGAUCCGGUCAUCAGUCCUUCAACGUCGCCCUGCGACAGGAACUCGAUAUCUACGCCUCCGUUGUUCUGGUCAAGAAUAUCCCCGGACUCGAGACGAGACACAAGAACGUUGAUCUCUGUAUCGUGCGUGAGAACACCGAGGGCGAGUACUCUGGGCUGGAACAUCAAUCGGUGUCCGGCGUGGUCGAAUCAUUAAAAAUCAUCACCCGAGCCAAGUCAGAACGCAUCGCCAAGUUCGCCUUCUCUUUUGCCCUCGCCAACAACCGAAGGAAGGUGACAUGCAUUCACAAGGCCAAUAUCAUGAAGCUUGCAGACGGCCUUUUCCGAAACACCGUUAAGAAAAUCGGGGAGGAUUACCCGACUCUGGAAGUCAGCGACAUGAUUGUCGACAAUGCCUCCAUGCAGGCUGUAUCUCGACCGCAGCAAUUCGAUGUCAUGGUUAUGCCCAAUCUUUACGGAGGUAUCCUUACAAACAUUGCGGCUGCCCUGGUUGGUGGUCCUGGCGUGGUGCCCGGUUGUAACAUGGGCCGCGAUGUGGCUGUCUUCGAGCCUGGAUGCCGACACGUUGGUCUCGAUAUUCAAGGCAAAGAUCAAGCCAACCCUACAGCCCUUUUGCUUUCCGGUACCAUGCUUCUUCGACACCUUGGUCUUGACGACCACGCCAACCGCAUAUCUAAGGCCGUUUAUGAUGUGAUUGCUGAUGGAAAGGUACGCACUAGAGAUAUGGGCGGCAACAGCACGACACAUGAAUUUGUCAGGACUAUCCUGGACAAGAUGGAAGCCGGGUUGUAA